Molecule: messenger RNA, 675 nt
Organism: Kwoniella shivajii
Lineage: Eukaryota; Fungi; Basidiomycota; Tremellomycetes; Tremellales; Cryptococcaceae
Exons: 4
Coding region: 1-675 (224 amino acids)
Biological process (GO): cytoskeleton-dependent cytokinesis
Cellular component (GO): dynactin complex
Source: RefSeq, a predicted model, not a curated record
AUGCCGGCAGCUGAAUCUCCCUUGCUUCCGCUGGAUAUAAGAGUACGAACACUCGAGGCUCAGUUAUAUGGGGUGCCAUCAUCGGUUCUCGAUCACAUCCCACUUGAAGGAAAAGGACAAACACCGAUACCAGCAAUUAGGAGAUUGAGGGAAGCUGAAGACGUCUUCGAAAGGUUAGGAAAUGAAAGCGAGGGAUUGAAGCGGCUUCUGGAAGGAUAUAACCAGUACCUACCUCUGUUGACCUUAUCGAAUACCAGCACUACUUCUAACGCAGAAGAUCACGGAGAGGAAAAUCCUGUCACAGAGUCAGAUCUAUUACCAGAUCAAGUGAAACUCGUCAUGGUAUUAGAAGCUUUCCAAGAUAUAAAAGGAGCAGAAAGGGAUUUGAGAGAAAUUGAAUUGUUGAAACAACGAGGUGCGGAGGGAAGUGGUCAAUUAGAAGAGUUAUUACCAUUCAAGCCAAGUUUGAUAAAAGCCAUCAAUGAAAAUCAAACUCGUUCAGACGAGCUAUUGAAGGCGAGAAAGGACGUAGCUUCCUUGUUGACCAGGUAUAACGAUUUCACGUCAACAGCGUCCGAUAUGUUUAUCGAUUUACAUCAUCAAAUACGAUUCUUGGAAGAUAGAGUAGCUAGACUAGAAAGGAGGAAGAAGAAAGAGAUUGAAGGCAGAUUCUAG